This is a messenger RNA of Scophthalmus maximus (turbot), 2171 nucleotides long. RefSeq names its product phosphoethanolamine methyltransferase (gene pmt). Lineage: Eukaryota; Metazoa; Chordata; Actinopteri; Pleuronectiformes; Scophthalmidae. The record is from RefSeq and is a predicted model, not a curated record. The coding region runs from base 517 to 2121 and encodes 534 amino acids. The transcript is spliced from 14 exons.
GAAGUCCGCUAACAACAACAGUAUCCUGUUACGUCCUGAAAAACGGGAUGAAAAUGAUCAUAAAAGUCAUUCAAUGUUGGAUUUAUCAUCAUGGACAUGUUGUGCAAAGACUCGGAAAAGACACUGAAGUUCCAGGCCGCGCUACAAAUCUUCUGAAAGGGCCACAAUGGCACAGAAGCCCUGCCUGGAGCGGUGCACGUGUUAGCAUCUCAUCAAAACAAACGUGAGAUAAACUGGGGGCUUAAAGAAGAAGAAGGAUGGAUGUCACGGAGCGUUCACACCGAGAUGAGUGUUACAGAUCACUGUUACAGAGCACCUCUGGGCACCUCUGGGCACCACUGGGCACAUGCCCGUGAAACACUGCUGUACGUCACUGCUUCGUGAAACAACUGUUGCGCACCGAACUAGGAAGUGUCUCUCCGGUUCAACACCUGUCAGUCGCCCCGCCGCUGUCCACCCUAAAACAGCGCAGGGGCUGUUUCCGGCGGCGCUACGGGGCGAUGAUGCAAUCGGCGCAUGCCACGGGUUGUUGUUCUUUCCCCUACGAGUCAGCACAACCGGGGCGAGAGGGACAGAAAGAGAAAAGGGGGGAGACCGGGAAACACGCCACCACGCCACUCCGCAAAUGAAACAAGCGGCCGGGGCAGAAGAUUUCGUUGCAAUAUGACGGAGUUUUGGAAGGAGCACUCCAAGGAUGCCACAGUGGAGGAGAUGAUGCUGGACUCUCGUGCAAAGGAGCUGACUCAACAGGAGCUGCCCGAGAUCCUCUCAGUGCUGCCCUGCCUGACCGGGAGCAGAGUACUGGAGCUGGGAGCUGGCAUCGGUCGUUUCACCGCCCACCUGCUGACUAAGGCUGCCCAUGUGACAGCUGUGGACUUCAUGGAAAGCUUUGUGGAGAGGAACAGACAGGACAAUGGUCACCAUGACAACGCUGCCUUCAUCCAAGCUGACGUCACAAAGCUGGAUUUCCCCAAAAACAGCAUUGACUUCAUCUUCUCCAACUGGCUGCUGAUGUACCUGAGUGACAUGGAGCUGAAGUGCUUCAUAGAGAAGACGUUGGGCUGGCUGCGGCCCGGUGGCUUUCUUUUUUUCAGAGAGUCCUGCAACCACCGGUCAGGUGACAGCAAGAGGGACUUCAACCCCACCUGUUACCGCACUGAGGCAGAAUACAGCCACCUGGUAUCAUCGAUGCAAGUGGAGGGGCCUGAUGAGGGACUCGAGUUUGGUUUCGACAUUGUAAUGAAAAAGAAAGUUCAGACCUAUGUGGAGAUGAAAAACAAUCCCAAUCAAAUCUGCUGGCUGCUGGAAAAGGUUUCCCGCUCCUCAAACACCCCGAACGGAUUCUGCACCUUCCAGCAGUUCCUCGACAACCAGCAGUAUACCAGCCGCGGUAUCCUGCGCUACGAGAAGAUGUUCGGGGCUGGUUACGUCAGCACAGGGGGCCCCAGCACCACCAAGGAGUUUGUGGACCUGCUUAACCUGAAGCCUGGACAGAAGGUUCUGGAUGUUGGCUGUGGCAUCGGUGGAGGAGACUUCUACAUGGCAAAGACCUUUGGAGUGGAAGUGCUUGGGCUGGACCUGUCAGACAACAUGGUGGACAUCGCCAUGGAGAGGGCGAUCGCCGAGAAGCUGCCAUCAGUCCUGUUCGAGGUGGCUGAUGCCACGAAGAGAGCGUUCUCAGAAGGUUCCUUCGAUGUGAUCUACAGUCGAGACACAAUCCUGCACAUAGACGACAAACUGGCCCUCUUCAAACGCUUCCACUCAUGGUUAAAGCCAGGAGGCAAGUUGCUUAUCAGUGACUACUGCUGUGGGGAGAAGCCCUGGACACCAGUGUUCGAGGCCUACGUCAAACAGAGAGGCUACGUCCUUUAUACACCUUCGCAGUACGGCAAGUUCAUUCAAGAGGCCGGUUUCUGCAAUGUUCGUGCUGAAGACCGAACGGACCAGUUCAUCCAGGUGAUAAAGACAGAGCUGCAGAGAGCAGAGGCCAUCAAGGACGAAUUCAUUGAGGAAUUCUCUGAAGAGGACUAUUUUGCAAUAGUGAAUGGGUGGAGAGAAAAACUGGGACGUUCUAGCAGUGGAGACCAACGCUGGGGACUCUUUAAUGCAACAAGGGAUUGAGUGAUGGAGCGCAGGGGAUAAUAAAACAAAAUAAAAGGAAGGUUUCUUUC